This is a messenger RNA of Scaptodrosophila lebanonensis, 807 nucleotides long. RefSeq lists its product as uncharacterized. Bases 184 to 660 code for a protein of 158 amino acids. Lineage: Eukaryota; Metazoa; Arthropoda; Insecta; Diptera; Drosophilidae. The transcript is spliced from 3 exons. The record is from RefSeq and is a predicted model, not a curated record.
GUUGUUGCCGCAUUGCUUUUAGUUGGAGCAUUGAUACCCUAUGUUCAUUCAGCUGAAGCAGAAGUUUCUGUGCAGCCACUAAACUCGAGUCGAGUAGUUCAACUUUUAGAAUCUUCUAAAUCAAAUAAUAAUACUCUUGAGCGACAAAAACAAACUAACAAUAUUACAGAGACGCUUCUAAAUAUGGGGUCCGAAGAAAAUCGUGGACUAAAAAAUGAUACAGAUAAACAAAAACCAACAACUGAGCCCGAACUCAUUAAAAAGAUAAUAGGAGCAGCCAUCCAUCAUAAUUCCGAGUAUCGUUUUCGGUAUCCAAUGAACGCAUUUUUUAAAAGCAUCUAUCAAAAGUGGGGACCAUAUCUAAAGCCAGGAAGGGCCAUGGAAUUGAUCCAAGAAGUUAAGAUGCCUCAACUCAUUCUUAUUGAUGUGGUAUUUCCGAAACUACCAUUCAUAUCGCAGUCGUCCCGUACUCGCGCCAAAACACUGGACCUCAUGAACGAAAACCCAAAUGCCAAGCUAAGCGCAAAGAUGUUGGCUAGUUUCUCGCCAAAGACUAGCUUCGUUAAGCUUAUGCAGAUUUUGAGCGAUAAAAUCUGGGCUCCUUUCAAUCAGACUGCAGCAAAUCAAACUGCAAUUCCUGCAGAAACACAAACACAAUGAUCUAGAAUAGCAAUGGAGGAGCAUGAUUAUACAAAAGGGUUUGGGGUAUCGAACUCGGUGAUUAUGAAUGUUAAAUUGCAUGUUUCUUUUAUUGUUGAGAAGAAAAUGAAAUAAAUGUAAAACAAUUUAUCAAAAUAGUAUAUAGUA